Elgaria multicarinata webbii is the source of this 2849-nucleotide messenger RNA. RefSeq names its product zinc finger protein 420-like. The transcript is spliced from 6 exons. Gene Ontology annotation, biological process: regulation of transcription by RNA polymerase II. Bases 151 to 2784 code for a protein of 877 amino acids. Gene Ontology annotation, cellular component: nucleus. NCBI's taxonomy places the organism in Eukaryota, Metazoa, Chordata, Lepidosauria, Squamata, Anguidae. Gene Ontology annotation, molecular function: RNA polymerase II cis-regulatory region sequence-specific DNA binding; DNA-binding transcription factor activity, RNA polymerase II-specific. The record is from RefSeq and is a predicted model, not a curated record.
UCUCUUCGGCGCCCCCCAGGAGGCCUCCCUUCGGGGAUCAGGACUUGGUGGCAUCUCCACUUACGGCACGUUGGGCCUUGGGGCAGGAAGUGCCGGACGAAGGAGGGUUCCUCCGGCCCCGUCGGAGGCUUCUGGGAGAACAGUUCUGAGAUGGACGAAGAAGUCUCAGCUGGCCCGAAAGCAAGAAGGGGGCCUGGUACUACCAUGACUGGAAGCAGUGGGGAAUUCUGGGAAGGAACAGUGCAGGGAAUCCUGGAAGAAGAGACGCCCUGCCCUGAUGUACAGAGCCGGCAUUUCCGGCAAUUCCCCUACCAGGAGGCUGAGGGCCCCCGAGAGGUUUGCAGCCGACUCCACGAUCUGGGCCGCCAGUGGCUGAAACCAGAGAGGCACACAAAGAACCAGAUGCUGGAUCUGGUGAUCCUAGAGCAGUUCCUGGCCGUCCUGCCCUCGGAGAUCGGGAGCUGGGUGAGAGAAUGUGGAGCGGAGACCAGUUCCCAGGCGGUUGACCUGGCAGAAGGUUUCCUCCUCAGCCAGGCAGAGGACAAGAAGCAGGAAGAGGAGCAGGAGCAGGGCCUGUUUGCAGAAUUGAGCACUGAUUUCUCUGAGGCAGAGAAGGCUCCAUGCAGACCCAGUUCGGAGCGAAGAAGGAUCGUUGAGGAGGCUGACGGUGGACCCCCUGUGCAGGGUGAAGUCAUGAUGCCGGCAGUCAGUACCCCAUCAUCUCUUUCUGAUGGCGAAGGGGGAACGGAGGCCGUGGGACCCCAUGAGGGUCUGGUGAGCUUUGAGGAGGUGGCUGUGUCUUUCACGGAGGACGAGUGGGCGCUGCUGGAUCCGGACCAGAGAGCUCUGCAUCGCGAAGUCACGGAAGACAUCUGUGGGACCGUGACCUCUCUGGCGGCUGCACACUGGGUGGACCUUUUCAUCGAGCUGUCCACCACAACCCCAAGAUCUUGUUUGGGCGCUGCCAGCUCAGAUCUGAUGGACGAGGAGAGAAUAAAUACAGGAGCAAAGUACAAGAUGAGGAAUAAAUCUUCUGCUUCUCAUGGCCAUAAGUACAGUGAAACCCCAGUACUGGAAAACGUAGGUGAACGAAUGGAAAUAAAUCAGUAUUCUGUGCUUAAGACAAGCUUUGAUUCUCAAUCAAGCCUUCAAAGCCAGUGUAAAACUCACACAGAUGACAACUCAUUAAAACGCUUGGAGUGUGGAAAGAGCUUCACUAGAAACACACACCUGACUUCUCAGCAGAGAAUUCUCACAGGGGAGAAACCAUAUGAAUGUGCAGACUGUGGAAAGAGCUUCAGUCAGAAGCCUAGCCUCACUUAUCAUCAAAGUAUUCACACAGGGGAGAAACCAUAUGAAUGUGCAGAGUGUGGAAAUCGCUUCAGUGCUAAGACACAACUCACUCGUCAUCAAAGAAUUCACACAGGGGAGAAACCAUAUGAAUGUAUAGAGUGUGGAAAGCACUUCAGUCGGAGCCCAAACCUUACUUCUCAUAAAAGAAUUCACACAGGAGAGAAACCAUAUGAAUGUAUAGAGUGUGGAAAGCGCUUCAGUCAGAGCACACACCUCACUUCUCAUCAUAGAAUUCACACAGGGGAGAAACCAUAUGAAUGUGCAGAGUGUGGAAAUCGCUUCAGUGCUAAGACACAACUCACUCGUCAUCAAAGAAUUCACACAGGGGAGAAACCAUAUGAAUGUGUAGAGUGUGGAAAGCACUUCAGUCGAAGCACAAACCUCACUUCUCAUCAUAGAAUUCACACAGGGGAGAAACCAUAUGAAUGUGCAGAGUGUGGAAAGCACUUCAGUGAUAAGGUACAACUCAAUUCUCAUCACAGGAUUCACACAGGGGAGAAACCAUAUAGCUGUGCAGAGUGUGGAAAGCUCUUCAGUCAUAACUCACAACUCAAUUCUCAUCGAAGGAUUCACACAGGGGAGAAACCAUAUAGCUGUGCAGAGUGUGGAAAGUGCUUCAGUCAGAGCACACACCUCACUUGUCAUCAAAGAAUUCACACAGGGGAGAAGCCAUAUGAAUGUGCAGAGUGUGGAAAGUGCUUCAGUCAGAGCACACACCUCACUUGUCAUCAAAGAAUUCACAUAGGGGAGAAGCCAUAUGAAUGUGCAGAAUGUGGAAAGUGCUUCAGUCGGAAGUCACAACUCACUUCUCAUCAAAAAAUUCACACAGGGGAGAAACCAUAUGAAUGUGCAAAGUGUGGAAAUCGCUUCAGUGAUAAGGUACAACUCAAUUCUCAUCAAAGGAUUCACACAGGGGAGAAACCAUACAGCUGUGCAGAGUGUGGAAAGUGCUUCAGUCAUAACUCACAACUCAAUUCUCAUCGAAGGAUUCACACAGGGGAGAAGCCAUAUAGCUGUGCAGAGUGUGGAAAGUGCUUCAGUCAGAGCACACACCUCACUUGUCAUCAAAGAAUUCACACAGGGGAGAAGCCAUAUGAAUGUGCAGAGUGUGGAAAGCGCUUCAAUCAGUGGUCAAACCUCACUUCUCAUCAAAGAAUUCACACAAGGGAGAAACCAUAUGAAUGUGCAGAGUGUGGAAAGAGCUUCAGUCAGAGUUCAAGCCUUACUUCCCAUCAAAGAAUUCACACAGGGGAGAAACCAUAUCAAUGUGCAGACUGUGGAAAGCGCUUCAGUCAGAAGAUGCAACUCACUUCUCAUCAAAGAAUUCACACAGGGGAGAAACCAUAUGAAUGUGCAAAGUGUGGAAAGUGCUUUGGUGAGAAGAGACAACUCACUCGUCAUCAAAGAAUUCACACAGGAAAAACAUUAUGAAUGUGCAGAGUGUGGAAAGAGCUUCAGUCAAAGCGCACACCUCAAUUCUCAUCAUAGAAUUCACA